GCCAAGAGGGAAUAGUGUCACUUGCCAGUAGGGUACUUUGGUUCACAUAAAUUUGGUUGAAGCUCGCUUCAAACAACUUCAUUUUUUUCUAGUUAUUGAUGAUUUGUGAUUAUCCAUCAUACGUAUCUCCGCUUGGCAAUGUAUUCCUCGAAACCUUUGAAUAUUAACAUGCGAAUGAACCCUCAUGUGUACUGUCGUUUUACAGAAGUACUACGACAUCCGCUAGUGCAACGAUGUGAAGAAUUAAGCCAAAUAUUUGAACAUGAAAGCAUUCACAAUUUGUACGACAUAUUUCCAAUGCUUAUUAACUCGAUCUUCGAUCUAAACGGCCCAGGAUGGAAUCUUCGUAAGAUAACACGCGAGAAUGCACGGUAUGAGUUCGAGUUGUUGCAUGAUUUUUUCUCUCCCUUGCGAGGUCCAAUGAUCCGGCUCUGCUAUAAGAUAAUGGAAAUAAGCAGAUAUGAAGUGCCUAUUAGAAAUUUGCCGAUUAAAAUGCAGCAUAUGCUAGUUGCCGGUUUAUAUCCACCAUUCUAUUCAAACCGCGUUAGGAUCGAUCCGUUUCGACGACGUGCCGUUGCAUUAGUGCUAAAUUCGUUUGAAUAUUUUCUGAUCAGUUUCGCUUUGUACGGUAUAGUUCCAUUGCGUAAUUUGUACCCAAAUAUUGCAGCAAACAGUGUAGAAAAUAGUCGUAGUGAAACAAUUUAUUUGAUUCUUGCGGCGGAUCUUUUCAUCGUUUCUGUGCCGAGCCAUCCGGACGUAUACCUGUUAGCGCCGGAAGUUGCCCCAAUGCGACCAGCACCACCUAUAACGCGAUCCAAGAAAAAAAACCAAAAAGAUUCUACAAAACCGCUGAAAUACUUGCUUCCCCAGCGACUAUUCAUCCAAGCUCCUGUGGUAAAACCACAUCGGGUAGACGCAAUAGCGGAAGCUUUCCAUUGGCGCGCUGAGGGUGUAAUUUACAUCUUGGCUGACGUUUGGCUCGGAACGGAGGUUAAUGAAUCGGAAAUCAUGCCAGAUAUCGAUUUGGUGCGGUAUGUGCGAAUACUGGUCAAGCAACUCCAUGGAUUUUCUAACUGUACUGAAGUGGGCACGAACACCCAGAUAGAGAUGUUGCGUCGCGACACGGAGGGUUUAAUUGUACCGCGUAUUACAGUUUUUCUACGUUAUUUGUUCAUGCUUUGGCCCCUCGAUCAAUCGUUCAUGGACGUUUUAGAGCUGUGGCUCAGUUAUAUCCAACCCUGGCGCUACAUCGAUGGAAAGCCCCGUAAUCGCGAAUAUGACGAGCCAAUAGAUUCCCAAUACAAUGGAUUCAUCGCGUGCAACCUAAACGUGUACAGCGAAAUGUUCGUUUGGCUGAUGCUGCGAAUAGCGGCGAGUGAUGAACCAAUUCAGCGUUACACCAUGCUAUUGUUCCGCACUUUAAAAGUAUUUGGUCAAGGCAAUCUGCUUCAGCUGUUACGUCAGCAAAAUGAACGACAAUCCAAGAUAAAGAUGGAUUCAAAUACCGUUGCUAACAUAUUACCAGUGAAGCGAGAAAAAUUCGAACUUAUUACCUACCCGUUUGAUGAUUUUCGCCCUAACCUUAUUCGACACGAGGCCCUGCUGAUACCGAUGUUCACGGAACAGGUACAGAUCGCUCUUGAAACUAUUACGGGAAAUAUUUGUACUCGUAUACUCGACAAUCGAUCUGUGUUGGCAGAACUAGCCAUCGAAACCGAAUUUGCGCGUCAAUCGUGGACGCGAUGGAUGCCGUUAACAUUUAUCCGACGCUUACAGUAUGAACGUACGGCAGCAGAAUUGAGCGAGGAACAGCGUCGGCUUGAAUUCGCGGUGCAAAUUCUUCAAGAGAGCUUCUUCAUAGUACCAGUGUACAAAGAACGUGAACCUACCCCGACACACAAAUUGUCUCUAUCGGAUCCCCUGAGAAUCGGUGACGAUGCGAUCAAACCGGUCGCUAGUAGUGAGUGCAAGUUUUUGGUGCGCUUUCUAUACCAGGUAAGCUUAAAGCUAAAUGUAAUGUUUGGUGAAGAUAUGAAACGAAUGUGGGAUCAAGGUGGAUUAAUUGGGAGAGUUGCACGGAGGACUCUGGAAGCGCCAUCUACGAUAGCCAAUUUUGCCCGUAUGCCUAUAUGUACCCAGGGCUCAAAAACACUGGUGUUCACGGAUGUGGGACCACGCAUCAAUUUACGCUUUCUAGCUUCGUACACGUCGAUAGUAAUCAUCUGUUGCUCGUUCUUGCUCGGAUAUAUUUUCUUCGGUGCACCGAGCUUCGGCUUUAUAGCUUUGUUACUUGUGGCGUUUCUGUAUGUACUUGUAAAACCAGAGAGCGACCUUUUUCGUCAACGUUUACACUUAUAAUACGUAUUUGAUUAAGUUUCAGCUAAGUUUUAGAAACGGAAUAUGGAUGUGGUUGUACUUUGCAGAAAAGUACUAUCAUUCCCCGAGUUACGCUAAUAAUGCGUGCUAAAGAAAUUCGCGUACCUCGAAUUUUCGCCUAAGUCGAUUAAAAGGAUCGUAUUACGAACGUCGUACUAAAGAAUCCAAUACUUAUUUAUACGUAUUAAUAUUAUAAUACGAUUUAUAAGUAUUAUUACAAAUCGUGUUAUGCGUAUUACAAAACAAUCACAAUUUGUACAUCAAUGUACACAAUUUCUCAAAUAUAACAUUAGUUUUCAACUUAUUUUAAUGUAAUAUUUGUAAAAAUCGUCUGAAUCGCUGAACAUAUUAAGUGCAGCGAAGGAAGUCGACUUUGUAACUUUGAAGUACAAACGAAAUUGCACCAUGAUUUGACUUACGCGGAAAUUCGAGUUACGCGGGUGAUUACGGGGUUAUAGCGGUCCAUUAUAAUAGCAUAUCUCGGGGACUGCCUGUAUUUGAAGUUUGACAUAUUAGAAAUUGAAAUCCAAGAUCUUGCAUUCGGGUAACUCGGAUAAUACAACUCGGACUGUACAAUAAUUUUAUGUUAAGCUGCAUAAUACAACUAAAACUUAACUCUGUCAACCACUAUCAUAUUCCAGGCUACUGGCUUUGGUACUUUGGCUACUGGUAGCCAGAAAGUUUGGAUGCAUAUUUUUGAAAACGUAAGCCAAUAUCAAUGCAACGUUCUAAUGAGAAUCAAUUUAACUUUUCAAGUUUACUCUGCUAUUAAUAUGACGC
Molecule: messenger RNA, 3156 nt
Organism: Anopheles moucheti
Lineage: Eukaryota; Metazoa; Arthropoda; Insecta; Diptera; Culicidae
Product: sphingomyelin phosphodiesterase 4
Exons: 7
Coding region: 139-2358 (739 amino acids)
Biological process (GO): sphingomyelin catabolic process; glycerophospholipid catabolic process; ceramide biosynthetic process
Molecular function (GO): sphingomyelin phosphodiesterase D activity
Source: RefSeq, a predicted model, not a curated record